Molecule: messenger RNA, 1610 nt
Organism: Rubroshorea leprosula
Lineage: Eukaryota; Viridiplantae; Streptophyta; Magnoliopsida; Malvales; Dipterocarpaceae
Source: the annotation of a GenBank genome assembly
AGAAGUAUUUCUUGGUUAGCAUAGUCAGGGGUAACACCGCUUGAAGUUGCCACAUUGAGUGAUAUUCAUCAGAAUGCUAUGGCUCUCUUUCCAGUAGCUUCUUGCGUUCCGGCCGUUCCAGAAUGGAGCCUUUCUGGAUUAAUGAAGCACAUUCUAUCUGAUGAGGCUAGAGAGGAUGCAAUCUAUUGUGACCCUACUGAUGCAAUAGUAUUGUCCAAACAACGCUUGUGUUUCACCCGGUUGAAUGAAGGAGAACUUGCAUUAAAAGAUGAUGAAGCCUGCAUUGCACUGAGACCUGAUUGGCCAAAGGCUUAUUAUAGGGGCGGGUGCUGCACAGAUGAUUUUGACAAAGCAGCCGAUUCCUUUCAUCAUGGUUUGAAGUUGGAUCAUGAGAAUGGGGAGCUUAGACGUGCCUUUAGGCAGGAAGCUAUUGAAGCUAAAAAGAACAAACUGUGUGGCUUCCCAAACUGUGAACAUCUACCUGCAUGGUUCAUGUUCUUCUUUGGUUGGCAGCUCAGCGCCACACUUUAUCCAAAUGUCAUUGCUUGUCAUAUAUUUUCCCCAUUGACGAUGUCUGUUGAAGCUGGGUCAAUUGAAUGUGUAAAGCUGUUGCUUAAGGCUGGAGCUGACCCAAACUUAAGUGCUCCGAUGGGAAUGGCACCUUUGGGAUCUGCAGCUGCAAAAGGAUUGACUGAAAUUAUUAAAUGUUUGUUAAAUGCUGGAGCUGAUCCUAAUGCCAAUGAGGCUGUUAUGAUUCUCCUUCCUGUGACUUCUCCCAUUCCAACUAUAUCUGACUGGAGCUAUGCUGGAAUAAUGAGCCAUGUUCACUCUGAAAAGGGUCAAGAAGAGGUUGAGACCUUGGAAUUUCCUGUGCUUGCAAUGUUUUUGCAGAAAAAGAGGCGGUUGAAGGAAGAUAUAUUGUUUUUAAAAUCCAAGGGAGAAGAGCUUAUCAAUGCAGGGGAUUAUCUUGGCGCAAUUUAUCCAUACUCAAAGGUGAUAGAUGCUUUUCCGACUGAUGCAGAUGCACCAUCCAGUCGAAGCUUUUGCUGGGCUCAAUUGGAAACAGGUGAUGGUGCACUAGAAGAUGCUUUAAGUUGCAUUAGGCUAAGACCUUACUGGCCAGAGGCUUACUACAGGGCGGGUGUGGCAUGGAUGUUAUUGGAAGAUUUUGAGAAAGCUGCUGACGCAUUUUAUGAUGGUUGGAAGUUGAAUCUUGAAGAUGAGGAGCUUGAACGUGCUUUUUGGGAGUCUGGUGGUCAGAACUCUGUACAUUUGUUCCUUGGUUUGAACAAGAUGGGGUUUUAAAAACAGAAGCAAUAAUCUAAUCUACUGAUUUUGAAUUUAAGCUUCUAACAUCACAUGCCUUUGUGUGAUCAGACAUUGAACGUGAUGCCAAUUUGGUAUAAUUUUCAUGAAGAGUUGCUUCAUUUUAGACUACAGGGAUAAUCUAAACUUGUUUCUAUGUUCUGAAUUCUGAUUUAGUGUUUAGUAGUUUCUUUUGGUAUAGCUGCAAUCCAUUUUCUCUUCACAAUAUUCUGCCAUGUAAUUAGUUGCUGGUAGCUAGUAGCUACAGGUCAAUGUAUUAUAUAUAAUCAAAUGCAAAAUUUAUU